Messenger RNA from Aureobasidium vineae, 873 nucleotides. NCBI's taxonomy places the organism in Eukaryota, Fungi, Ascomycota, Dothideomycetes, Dothideales, Saccotheciaceae. The record is from the annotation of a GenBank genome assembly.
AUGAACGAGCUACCGGGCACCACUCACACUGCCUCUACGCUCUCCAAAGAGUUCUCGGAAGAUGUCAACGAUCCCGGUGCUAUGUACAAUAGCACCACUCCCACCAACGGCCAGAGAGAGGUCGACUACACCACUCUUUCAGGGGUCGAUACCCUCCCGGUCGGCGAUGUCAACCAGCCCGACUCGAGAAGCUCGGAUAACACGCAAGAGAGCGUUCAGUCAAUCGGAGAGCAACUCGAGUCUACAUACCAGACCACAUCAUCCACGGAAAUCAAGCAGAUCAUUGUUUGUCUCGCCCACCUCGAUCUCGCUCUUGCCAAGCAGACUCACCUCAACAACCUCCAUGAGGCACAUACUGCUAAGAACUUCAAGGAGCAACGUCAUCUGAACAAAGACCGCAAAUUGCGUCUCCGCGAAACCGUGAAGGAUGCAGACACCAGAUUUGCUGUCCUUGACUCACAGCGCAUGGAGCAGGAAAAGUCUGUCAAGGGAUGUGAGAUCCGUUUGAACAGUUAUGGGCUACAGCUACAGAACGUCAAGGACAGGGUUAAGAUGCUUGCCGAGGGUGGUGAAUGGAUGGAAGGAGAAUUGACCAGAAUGGAAAAGCGUUGUGAAGCUCUGCAAAACGACAUCAAGGUGUUGGAAGGAGACAAUCAGCAGUUGAAGGAACAGGUCAAGGCUCUGGANAAAGAAGUGGAGGUGCUCAAGGAAAGGGACACUGUGUGGGAAAGAAGAUUGGCAGCGCUGGAGGGGUUGUUCAAGGAGAGAAAGAAGAACGAGAAUUGGUUCGAGACCAGUGCGAACCAGAAGCGUGUGCUGAAUGCUGCCAGGCUUGUCCCGGGCAAUUAUCGCAUCUUCUCGGGUUUCCGUUGA